This is a messenger RNA of Phascolarctos cinereus (koala), 1341 nucleotides long. Lineage: Eukaryota; Metazoa; Chordata; Mammalia; Diprotodontia; Phascolarctidae. The record is from RefSeq and is a predicted model, not a curated record.
GACGGCUUCAUUUAACGCUCGGAGUCGGGAACGCCACUCAGGUGACGGGAAUAUCACUGAAGGGGGUCAGCUACCCGAGCUCCCAGUCUAACGGUCCUACCUACGGUCUGCGAGCACGGGGCAGCCCAGAAGAGAGAAUGCAGAACAUUGGGACCCAGCUCCGGCGGGGCCUCACCUCCAUAUUCUCAGGCCGGGCAUCCCGGAAGCAGGCUGCCCAAGGCCAGGACCCAGCUGGCACCAUGGAGACCUACAGGAACCCAACAGAGGUACAGAUGAGCCAGCUGGUGCUGCCAUGCCACACAAAUCCCCGAGAGGAGCUGAGCGUGGGUCAGCUGCUGAAGUGGAUAGACAUAACUGCCUGCCUCUCAGCCGAGAAACACGCAGGCUGCCCAUGCGUAACGGCCUCGGUGGAUGACAUCUAUUUUGAGCACACCAUUAGAACUGGACAAGUGGUCAACAUAAAAGCCAAGGUGAACCGGGCCUUCAACUCCAGCAUGGAGGUGGGCAUCCAGGUUACCUCAGAGGACCCUUGCACUGAGAAGCAGUGGAGUGUGUGCAAAGCUCUGGCCACAUUUGUGGCCCAGCGAGACUCUUCCAAGGUAAAGCUAAAACAGAUCUCGCCGCUGACAGAGGAGGAAAAGGUGGAGUACAGCGUGGCAGCAGAGCGUCGAAGGAUGAGGCUGGUGUACACAGAAACCAUCCAGGACCUACUGGCCAAAAGCGUCAUUCAAGAUGAUCUGGAGAGCAGAGACUGUAACAGGAUGGUGCCCGCUGAGAAGACCCGAGUGGAGAGUGUGGAGUUGGUCCUGCCCCCCCAUGCCAACCACCAGGGCAACACCUUUGGUGGCCAAAUCAUGGCUUGGAUGGAGAAUGUGGCCACCAUCGCAGCCAGCCGCCUGUGCCAAGGCCAUCCCACCCUGAAGACAAUUGAGAUGUUCCACUUUCGAGGCCCAUCCCAGGUUGGGGACCGGCUGGUGCUCAAGGCCAUUGUCAACAAUGCCUUCAAGAACAGCAUGGAGGUCGGGGUGUGCGUGGAAGCUUACCGCCAGGAGAUGGAGUCUUGCCGGCGGCACCUCAACAGUGCUUUCAUGACCUUUGUGGUCUUGGAUGGAGAUGACCAGCCCAUAACCCUGCCUUGGAUUCAGCCACAAGGCAAGGAAGGUGAGCGUCGGUAUAGGGAGGCCAGUGCUAGAAAGAAGAUGAGACUGGACAGGUGAGUAAGGGCAGGAGGCGGGCACAGAAGCUUUACAAACCGCUGCUCUUUGGUGGCCACAACCCCUUCUCGCCAUCCCCAAGCCCUUACUUCCAUACCAUCUCCCUGGAGCUGUAUCCAGACUCAGC